This is a messenger RNA of Pteronotus mesoamericanus, 1507 nucleotides long. It is a transcript of the gene GPR37L1, whose product is annotated as G protein-coupled receptor 37 like 1. Gene Ontology annotation, molecular function: G protein-coupled peptide receptor activity. NCBI's taxonomy places the organism in Eukaryota, Metazoa, Chordata, Mammalia, Chiroptera, Mormoopidae. Gene Ontology annotation, cellular component: plasma membrane; signaling receptor complex. The transcript is spliced from 2 exons. Gene Ontology annotation, biological process: positive regulation of MAPK cascade; adenylate cyclase-inhibiting G protein-coupled receptor signaling pathway. The record is from RefSeq and is a predicted model, not a curated record. Bases 99 to 1505 code for a protein of 468 amino acids.
GACCGAGCGGCCAGCUGCCUCUCUCGGUCCCCGGCGCUGGGUCCCCGGCCCUCGCCGGCGCUCGCUCCGCGGGGCAGCCGCCUCCUGCUCGUCUGGCCAUGCGGUGGCUGUGGCCGCUGGCCAUUGCUCUCACCGCGGUGUCGGCCACGGGGCCGAGCAGUGUCCAAGCCGGGGUCCCGGAGCCGAUGGGCCGGCCCAGGAGAGGCACUGAGGAGGAGGAGGCCAAGGGGGUGCAGCGGUACGUGCCGGAGGAGUGGGCUGAGUUCCCCCGGCCCAUCCGCCCGGCCGGCCUGCAGCCCACCGGGCCCUCGGCGGCCACCAGCCCCACCCCAGGCAGCGAUGGGGCCCUCAGCCGGGGGCUGGGGCCGCGGGGCACCCUGGCGGGGGCGCCGGGCCAAAGGCUGCGGAUGCAGAACCCCCUGUACCCGGUGACCGAGCGCUCCUACGGCGCCUACGCGGUCAUGCUCCUGGCGCUGGCGGUGUUUGCCGUGGGCAUCGUGGGCAACCUGGCUGUCAUGUGUGUCGUGUGGCACAGCUACCACCUGAAGAGCGCCUGGAACGCCAUCCUGGCCAGCCUGGCCCUCUGGGACUUCCUGGUGCUCUUCUUCUGCCUGCCCAUCGUCGUCUUCAACGAGCUCACCAAGCAGCGGCUGUUGGGGGACGUCUCGUGCCGGGCGGUGCCCUUCCUGGAGGUCUGCUCUCUGGGCGUCACCACCUUCAGCCUCUGCGCCCUGGGCAUCGACCGCUUCCACGUGGCCACCAGCACGCUGCCCAAGCUGCGGCCCACGGAGCGGUGCCGGUCCAUCCUGGCCAAGCUGGCCGUCAUCUGGGUGGGCUCGGUGACACUGGCCGCGCCCGAGCUGCUGCUGUGGCAGCUGGUGCAAGAGCCGGCACCCGCCGCGGGCACCGUGGACUCGUGCGUCAUGAAGCCCUCGGCCAGCCUGCCCGAGUCCCUCUACUCGCUGGUCAUGACCUACCAGAACGCCCGCAUGUGGUGGUACUUCGGCUGCUACUUCUGCCUGCCCGUGCUCUUCACGGUCACCUGCCAGCUGGUGACGUGGCGCGUGCGGGGCCCGCCGGGGAGGAAGCCGGAGCACCGGGCGGGCCGGCACGAGCCGUGCGAGCGGCAGCUGAACGGCACGGUGGUGGGCCUGACCGCCGUCUACGCCCUGUGCACGCUGCCGGAGAACGUCUGCAACGUCGUGCUGGCCUACCUGUCCGCCCAGCUGACCCGCCACGCCCUGGGCCUGCUGGGCCUCGUCGCCCAGUUCUCUGCCUUCUUCAAGGGCGCCGCCACGCCGGUGCUGCUGCUGUGCGUCUCCCGGCCGCUGGGCCGGGCCUUCCUGGACUGCUGCUGCUGCUGCUGCGAGGCCUGCGGCGGGGCCUCGGAGGCCGCGGCCGCCCCCGGCCCGGACGGCAGGCCCAGGACGGAGAUGUCCGCUUCCGUCCACUUCCACAAGCCCAGGGAGUCGCCCCCGCUCCUGCCCCUGGGCACACCCUGCUGAGG